This is a messenger RNA of Morchella sextelata, 954 nucleotides long. RefSeq lists its product as uncharacterized. Bases 1 to 954 code for a protein of 317 amino acids. Lineage: Eukaryota; Fungi; Ascomycota; Pezizomycetes; Pezizales; Morchellaceae. The record is from RefSeq and is a predicted model, not a curated record. The transcript is spliced from 4 exons.
AUGAGCGAACAAAACCUAAGCGCCCCCGAAAUAGAGGAAGUCAAAAGGCUCCAAGAAAAGGUUUUAGGAUUUGAAAACCUACUCCAGGCCUUUCAGAAGAGCCAGUUAGAGCAAACCCAGGCACUUGCAGCUUUCGUAUCGCAUAUUGGGGAUGGCAAAAAGAUCAAUACCUCUGCUGCGAAUAUUGACGCCAAUAUCAGCACUAGUUCCAAAGCCAAUGCCAGCCCUGGUAUCAGUCUCAACAAAGAUACCGGCUCAACUAUCAGUAGAAUGCCCAACACGAAUAUCGGCUCCAGUACCGAUACCAGUAUGGGCCGGAAAAACUCAGCGAGCUCACAGUAUCUACAGGUUCAGCGGAAAGCACUUAAAUCUGCACAGCAACCGCACAAUACUCAGAAUCUUGCUCGCGGCAAAACCGUCAGUAAAGCAGCACCUUACUUAGGAAAUGUUAGCAGUACUCUGCAAACCUUUGACCAAGAUAUCAGUAUAUGGGCAGAAUUAAGCGGGAUUGAUGAAGAUGCCUUGAAAUCAAAUAUGAAAAUACUCGAGGAAAGAUUCAUCAAUAUAUCGAUUCCAGAUCCUAAAGCAGCCAGUGACGAACUGAGACAAGCAGGAUUCAAUUUCUCUUGGGUUCCUAAAGAAGGAUAUGAGGAGGAGGAUAAACCGGAUGACUUACGGCUCCCCGAAUUCCUAAGUCUUGUUGGCGGCGGCCAUCAAUCGGUCGAUAUACACUUACGGGACUUUACGGAUAGGUCCUGUGAGAAAGUGUUGUACUAUGAAGCAACGGACUUUGAAGGUUUAUGGCAGGCGCUUGCCAGACCCAGAAAACUGGGGAUGAAGCUCAAAAAUACGAGGAUACGUCCUGGCUGGGAUAAAAUUUCUGCUUAUGAGGCAAUAAAUGAAGAUGGAGAGAAUAAUCUCACAUAUGGACGUGAGAUGUUGGUAUCUCCUUGA